AUGCAGAGUCAUAGCAAUUUCGGCGAUAAAUACCGUUUCGGUGAUAAAUACCGGCAGCGGCGCCAGGCGAACGGGGCGUGGGGGGAGCGGGCCGAACUGCGAAGGCUUAAACAAGCAGAGCGUGAGGCAGCUCAAAGAGCUGCUGAGACACCAGAGCAGUCCCAAGAUAGACGUCGACAGCAUGCUGAGUAUCUAGCAUCUCAACGGGCUGCAGAGACACCCGAACAGUCUCAAGCUCGACGUCAACAGAACGCUGAAUAUCUGGCAUCUCAACGGGCUUCUGAGACACCCGAACAGUCCCAGGAUCGACGUCGACAGCAUGCUGAGUAUCUAGCAUCUCAACGGGCUGCGGAGACACCCGAAGUCCACGCGAACGAAGUCGCGGGCAAAAGCUAG
This is a messenger RNA of Danaus plexippus (monarch butterfly), 396 nucleotides long. RefSeq lists its product as uncharacterized. The coding region runs from base 1 to 396 and encodes 131 amino acids. Lineage: Eukaryota; Metazoa; Arthropoda; Insecta; Lepidoptera; Nymphalidae. The transcript is spliced from 2 exons. The record is from RefSeq and is a predicted model, not a curated record.